This is a messenger RNA of Erigeron canadensis, 1586 nucleotides long. RefSeq names its product amino acid transporter AVT6C-like. NCBI's taxonomy places the organism in Eukaryota, Viridiplantae, Streptophyta, Magnoliopsida, Asterales, Asteraceae. The transcript has 5 exons. The record is from RefSeq and is a predicted model, not a curated record. Bases 46 to 1359 code for a protein of 437 amino acids. Gene Ontology annotation, biological process: amino acid transmembrane transport. Gene Ontology annotation, molecular function: amino acid transmembrane transporter activity.
UGCACGUUUAAUAACAAUAAUACACUCUUAGUUAACAAUUAAUUAAUGUCACCAAUAAGCCCGGAAAACAUAGUCCCACUUUUACCGGAACAUAAUGUUCCAACGACCUCGUCGAAGCGGCCCUCGGUUUCGGGGGCUGUGUUUAAUGUUUCGACGAGUAUCAUAGGUGCUGGAAUCAUGUCGAUUCCAGCAACUCUUAAAGUGCUUGGUGUGAUACCCGCGUUUGUGUUGAUUGUUGUGGUCGCACUUUUGGUGGAUGUUUCUGUUGAGUUCAUGCUGAGAUUUACGCAUGCGGGUGGGUCCACCACGUAUGCUGGCCUCAUGAAGGAGUCGUUUGGAUGGAUUGGAUCGGUUGCGGUGCAGAUUAAUGUUAUGAUCACCAAUCUUGGCUGUUUGAUCAUUUAUCUCAUUAUCAUUGGGGAUGUGCUCUCCGGGGAUAAAUCUGGAGAAGGUUCGGUACAUUUGGGGGUUCUGCAAGAAUGGUUUGGUAUUCAUUGGUGGAAUUCACGAGAUGUCGCUAUCCUCUUUAUUGUUGUGUUCAUUAUGCUUCCCUUGGUCUUAUUCCGCCGUGUUGAAUUGCUAUCAAUGAGCUCAGCAGUAGCGGUUCUGCUAGCUGUAGUGUUUGUUGGAAUAUGUUCAGCCAUGGCCGUCUCUGCUGCAGUCAAAGGUCAAUCAAGGAGCAUUAGACUGUUACCUCAGUUAGACGAUCAAGCUGCAUUCUUCGAUCUUUUUACUGCCAUUCCUGUUAUCGUUACAGCUUUUACUUUCCAUUUCAAUGUUCAUGCAAUUGGUAUGGAGUUGCGCAAACCUGCGGCAAUGGCAUCUGCAGUCCGUAUAUCUCUAAUACUUUGUGCUCUUAUUUACUUCUCUAUUGGACUAUUUGGUUACAUCCUAUUCGGGAAUUCAAUUGAGGCUGACAUUCUAGUAAACUUUGAUCAAGCAACUGGCUCAAUGAUCGGUUCAGUAUUGAAUGACAUUGUUCGCUUAAGCUAUGCAUUCCACUUGAUGCUGGUGUUCCCUUUGUUGAACUUUUCUUUGAGGACCAACAUUGAUGAACUCCUUUUCCCAAAUAAGUCUCUUCUUGCUAAAGACACCAAGAGAUUUCUGGCCCUUACAUUUAUUCUGUUAGCGACGGCUUACCUUAUUGCCAUGGCCAUUCCAAAUAUAUGGUAUUUCUUUCAGUUCUUGGGAUCAACUUCAGCUUUAUUCAUUGCCUUCAUUUUUCCAGGUGCACUCGCUCUAAGAGAUGUUCAUGGCAUAUCUUCAAGAAAGGACAAGAUAAUCGGAGCAACAAUGAUAAUUUUGGCCGUUGUUACAAGCACAAUUGCAAUUUCAUCAAACCUCGGCUUAGGCAACUAAUUAUGAGUCUUGGUAAUGGUUUUGUGUGUAGUACUCCAUAGUUCUUCUUAGCUUAUUUUCUUACAGAUUAGUAAAUUUUUGUACCUACAUGGAAAUCGAUAUCCGAAGGUCAUGUAAGAUCUACUUUGCCGUUUGUAUACAGAUGUACCAUGUACGUUUCUUAUUGACCUAUGUACCCAAUUAAAUUUCAAAAUGUAAAAAAGUGGUGAUAAUUAUUUUAAAGUUAA